Messenger RNA from Cannabis sativa, 2223 nucleotides. RefSeq lists its product as uncharacterized. NCBI's taxonomy places the organism in Eukaryota, Viridiplantae, Streptophyta, Magnoliopsida, Rosales, Cannabaceae. Bases 1 to 2223 code for a protein of 740 amino acids. The transcript has a single exon. The record is from RefSeq and is a predicted model, not a curated record.
AUGAAUUCUCAUGUUCAACCUAAAAAAGAGGUUUGUGCUAGUACUUGUCAUAAUGAUCAAUCAUGUCCUUCUUUUCUUGAAACAUUUUCCGAAGAGGCUAAUGCAUUACAUUUAUAUGGUAAACCAAAUGAUAGCCUAUUUUCUAACACAUACAAUCCUAAUUGGAGAAACCAUCCUAAUUUUUCAUGGAGACAAAACCAACCAAAAAUGACCCAAGGAAACCAAUUCAACAUGCCAAAUCCGAAUCAUGCCCAACCAAGUCAACCUUACAUUCCACAAAGAAAGCCUUCCUUAGAAGACACUUUACAAAAAUUUAUGCAAUCCACCCAACAAAUCAUGCAAAAUCAAUCUCAAUCCAUUGCCAAACUUGAGACACAAUUGGGUCAACUUGCCAAUGCCGUAACUGAGAGAGAAAAAGGGAGAUUUCCUAGCCAACCCGUCCCAAAUCCUAAAGGCCAAUAUGAAGUAGGAGUCCCAAGUCAUAAAGAAGAAGCUAAGUCUAUUUCCACUCUUAGAUCCGGAAAACAAAUUGCCAAACCCGAUUACACACCUCAAGUUGAAAAAGACCAAAGCCAAAGUUCCAACACAAAUGACUUGUCAAAAGAUAAUGAUCAAAUUCUUCCUUCCAUUCCAAAAGCUCCUUUUCCACAAAGAUUACUUCCACUCAAGAAAGGCAGCCAAUAUAGUGACAUCUUAGAAGUGUUCAAACAAGUAAGUAUCAACAUUCCAUUCUUAGAUGCCAUUAAACAAAUUCUUGCCUACUCCAAAUUCUUGAAAGACCUUUGCACUGUUAAAAGAAACACUAAUGUUCCAAAAAAUGCAUUUUUAACUGAACAAGUUAGUUCCAUAAUUCAAUACAAAAGCCUUGUGAAAUAUAAAGAUCUUGGUUGUCCAACAAUUUCAUGCAUCAUUGGUGAUCAUUUUAUUCACAAAGCUUUACUUGAUUUAGGAGCUAGUGUGAAUUUAUUGCCUUAUUCUGUUUAUAAGCAACUUGGUCUAGGAGAAUUAAAACCAACUUCUAUAACACUUCAAUUAGCUGAUCGUUCAGUGAAAAUUCCUAGAGGUAUUAUAGAAGAUGUUUUAAUUAAAGUGGAUAAGUUCUAUUUUCCUAUUGAUUUCAUUGUUCUUGAUACUCAACCUGUUGAAAAUGCUCAUGCUCAAAUACCCAUCAUUUUAGGUAGACCAUUUUUAGCUACAUCUAAUGCAAUUAUCAACUGUCGUAAUGGUGUAUUGAAAUUAUCUUUUGGAAACAUGACUGUUGAAUUGAAUGUUUUUAAUGUUGCUAAAUCUGUUGAGUGUGAGGAAAUACAUGAAAUGAACAUGAUUAACACGAAAAAUAUGUUUGAAAUGGACAUGAAUGAAUCUUUUGAAACUUAUGCUAAAAUGUUUGGAAUGUGCUUAAAUGUUGAUGAUUUUAUUCAUGAUGUCAAUUCUUUGCUUGAGUCUACCCCACUAAUGGAUACUGAAAAAUGGAAAGCCAAAAUUGAACCAUGUAUUCCAUUAGAGCGUGUUGAGUCAACUCCUGAACCACCAAAGUUAGAUCUCAAACCUUUGCCCGACACUUUGAAAUAUGCAUUUUUAGGAGAGUCUAACACCUAUCCUGUUAUCAUUGCAUCUGGUUUAGAUGAAAAACAAGAAGCAAAGUUGUUAGAUAUCCUUAGAAAACAUAAAAAGGCCAUAGGUUGGACCAUGGGAGACAUUAAGGGAAUUAGCCCAGCUGUGUGCAUGCAUAGAAUUCAUUUAGAAGAAAAUGCUAAGCCCUCCCGAGAAAGUCAAAGAAGAUUAAAUCCAAACAUGAAAGAGGUAGUAAGAGAUGAUGUAAUUAAAAUGUUAGAUGUAGGGAUCAUUUACCCUAUUUCUGACAGUCCAUGGGUUAGUCCAGUUCAAGUUGUUCCAAAAAAGUCUGGGAUCACUUUUGUUAAAAAUGAACAAAAUGAGUUAAUCCCUACUAGAGUCCAAACUGGGUGGAGAGUGUGUAUAGACUAUAGAAAGUUGAAUAGUGUCACUAGGAAAGACCACUUCCCAUUACCCUUCAUUGACCAAAUGCUUGAAAUAUUAGCCGACCAUGCUUAUUAUUGCUUUCCUGAUGGGUAUUCGGGAUAUAACCAAAUCGCCAUUGCCCCCGAAGAUCAAGAAAAGACUACCUUUACUUGCCCUUUUGGAACCUUUGCAUAUCGUCGCAUGCCUUUUGGUCUUUGUAAUGCUCCUGCAACAUUUCAUUGA